AUGUCUUUCAAACUCCUCCUCGUCGCCCUGCCAGUCCUGGCAAUCGCCUGCACUGGUCCUGGAAUCAACGAUAAUGGCCUUGGCCUGAUCAAGAGCUUCGAGUCUUUUGAACCUGAAGUUUAUGAUGACGGCUUCGGCAACCCCACCCUCGGCUACGGCCAUCUCUGCGGUGACGCAUCGUGCUCAGAGGUGAUCUACUCAAUCCCCUUGACCGAGGCGACAGCGAGCCAGUUGUUGGCCGAUGAUCUGGUGACCUAUCAAAAUGGCGUGACUAAUGCGCUUGCAACUGCUGUCACUCUCAAUGACAACCAGUAUGCCGCGCUGGUCUCAUGGACUUACAACGUUGGUGUCGGAAAUAUGCGGUCAUCUUCCCUGGUCAGCCGCAUGAAUGCCGGUGACGAUGUGUCCACUGUGGCGGGUGAGGAGCUCCCAAAGUGGAACAAGGCUAAUGGUGCCGUGGUUCCUGGUCUGACUCGCCGCCGUAACGAGGAAGUUGCGCUGUUCGAUACUGCUACCGAUGGUAGUGCUUUGCCCGUGGGUUGUUGA
Penicillium paradoxum is the source of this 546-nucleotide messenger RNA. RefSeq names its product lysozyme. NCBI's taxonomy places the organism in Eukaryota, Fungi, Ascomycota, Eurotiomycetes, Eurotiales, Aspergillaceae. The transcript has 2 exons. Gene Ontology annotation, molecular function: lysozyme activity. The record is from RefSeq and is a predicted model, not a curated record. The coding region runs from base 1 to 546 and encodes 181 amino acids. Gene Ontology annotation, biological process: cell wall macromolecule catabolic process; peptidoglycan catabolic process.